UAAACCUUGGUCGUUCGUCAGCUGUCAGCAGGCUGGUUGCUAUCUGUUUUUACACCGCCUAGCAAACACGGCUCGGAACAGUUGGAGCAAAUAGGCGAAGGAGAAGACGGCCACCAAUUAAUUAGGCACUAAAGUAAUUAAAAGGUUGAUCAUUCCCGUGCCUUUCUGAUCGUACGAUCGUACACAACCGGCGUCAACCAUGAGCGAAGGGCUGACCGAUAAGGAAGCGAAGGAGCUGCUGAAGCUACCCGAUGCCGAAACGAAGAACUUCCUGUUCCAACAAACGAUGUACCGCAUCAAGGACCCGCGGGCAUCGCUCCCAUUCUACAACGAGGUGCUGGGUAUGAAUUUGCUCUGCAAGCUCGACUUCCCGGAGGCAAAGUUUUCGCUCUACUUCAUGGGCUACGAGGACAUCGGGAGCCAACCGUCGGACCGGAAGGAAUGCAUACAGUGGGCCAUGAGUCGGAAGGCAACACUGGAGCUAACCCACAACUGGGGCACGGAGAAUGAUGCCAACUUUACGUACCACAACGGUAACAGUGAUCCGCGCGGGUACGGCCACAUCGGCAUCAUGGUGCCGGACGUAAAGAAGGCGUGCGAGCGGUUCGAUCGGUUGGGCGUGGAGUACGUGAAGCGUCCAGAUGAGGGCCGCAUGAAGGGGUUGGCCUUCAUCAAGGAUCCGGACGGUUAUUGGAUCGAGAUCUUCAGUGCCUCGACGGUUCAAACGCACUAACGCGCGGGAAAAGGGAAUUUUUUUUAUACACAGUAUCGGAACAAAAACGGGCAAAUGAAUUAUGAAUAAUU
Messenger RNA from Anopheles stephensi (Asian malaria mosquito), 804 nucleotides. RefSeq names its product lactoylglutathione lyase (gene Glo1). The coding region runs from base 200 to 733 and encodes 177 amino acids. The record is from RefSeq and is a predicted model, not a curated record. The transcript is spliced from 4 exons. Lineage: Eukaryota; Metazoa; Arthropoda; Insecta; Diptera; Culicidae. Gene Ontology annotation, molecular function: metal ion binding; lactoylglutathione lyase activity.